Molecule: messenger RNA, 533 nt
Organism: Cornus florida
Lineage: Eukaryota; Viridiplantae; Streptophyta; Magnoliopsida; Cornales; Cornaceae
Product: copper transport protein ATX1-like
Exons: 3
Coding region: 90-320 (76 amino acids)
Molecular function (GO): metal ion binding
Source: RefSeq, a predicted model, not a curated record
AAGACCCUUCUCAGAAUCCCAUAUAACAUAAAACCACUUUCUCUCUCUAUCCUUCCUAUUUAAAUUUCUUCCGAUCAAUCAUAGUCAACAUGUCUCAGACUGUUGUCCUCAAGGUUGCCAUGUCAUGCGAAGGCUGUGUUGGGGCCGUAAAGAGGGUUUUAGGCAAAAUGGAAGGUGUGGAAUCCUUCGAUGUUGAUCAGAAGGAGCAAAAAGUGACGGUGAAAGGCAAUGUGCAGCCGGAAGCAGUUCUUCAAACUGUUUCCAAAACUGGUAAGAAGACUUCCUUCUGGGAAGAAGGAGCAUCUGUUGCUGCCACUUAAUUUGAUCCCCACGAUAGCUCUUUCGGAGUAAGCUGUGUAUCAACUGGUUAGCAUGGUGCACUUACGACGAGUAUUUAUGAACUGUGGAGUGUUAUGAAAGGAUUUACUUGAGUGUAAGCUAAAUAAUUUCUUGCCUGCUUUUCCAAUAUGAUCUUCUGUACUAAGGAGUAUUAUAGUUUAUGAAUAGAAGAAAGUGUAUUCCUUAUGAUGUCA